AUGCAGACGCCAAAUAUCGGCAAACUGAGCCUUUUCUCCAAGAAAGAGGCGAGCGUUCUCAAGAGUCUGAAGAAAAACCCGACCUUGACCAAGACGCUGAGCGGCAACCCGUCGCUUAUCAAGCCUUUUGAGAACAACCCUCAGCUUGGCAAGACGUUCGAUACCUUGCAAAAGGACACCGCUCUAAUGACGAGGAUGAAGAGUUUGAAAAAGAGUCCUUCCAUGGACAAGCUCAAGACGGCGAUCAGCAAGAAUCCGAGCGCGCUCACGAAUGAAAACGUGGAAAAGCUUGGUGCGGCCGUGCUGAAGAAACCUUUCAGCAAAUUAAAAAGUGAGCGCAACUGGAGGAUGUAUUUCGCGUGCGGCGUGAUAUUUUUGCUGGUACUUGGCGCCGGGGCUACAUUCGCGGCGACCUCAGGAUUGCUUUGA
Molecule: messenger RNA, 429 nt
Organism: Phytophthora sojae
Lineage: Eukaryota; Oomycota; Peronosporomycetes; Peronosporales; Peronosporaceae
Exons: 1
Coding region: 1-429 (142 amino acids)
Source: RefSeq, a predicted model, not a curated record